AUGGUCGAAUACGUUCCUGCCCCCUCGGACCUGUCGCGUCUUAAUCCUAUCCAGCGGUACAUGCAAAAAGGCCAACUGGACAAGCAAGACUAUUUCUACCUAUGCCUGAUUGUCCUCAUUUAUUUCAUGGCCAGGCCGAAAAUCGAAGAGUUCUUCAAGUGGUGGAUGAGCCCCAAGGCGCUGCGAGAAGGCGAACAGGCUCGAGCAGAAUACAUGCAGAAGGCCAAAGUUGGACCAAACGUGAUACGUGGAAUCGAGUCGACGAGCCUGGAGACGAUUCCUGAAGUCUCGGUCGAUACUACCUCGGGCACCAACGUGGACAAGAAAGGCAAAGUGGUAAACCGGAAGACAAAAGAGAAGUCCGGAGCAGACAAGUUGUUGGACUGGGAGGACGAGCCGGAGAGGAAGCCUACGGAGGGAGACAAGGCGGAUAUUGUGGCAUGGCUCGACAAAUGGUCCAACGAAGAAUGA
This is a messenger RNA of Fonsecaea erecta, 471 nucleotides long. RefSeq lists its product as hypothetical. NCBI's taxonomy places the organism in Eukaryota, Fungi, Ascomycota, Eurotiomycetes, Chaetothyriales, Herpotrichiellaceae. Bases 1 to 471 code for a protein of 156 amino acids. The record is from RefSeq and is a predicted model, not a curated record. Gene Ontology annotation, biological process: positive regulation of DNA-templated transcription. The transcript has a single exon.